AUGAUGCCAAUGCGCCGAGCAGGAGCUAUCUUACAAAGUAUCAUCUUUCUUUUUAGUGGUGGUGGUUUCAAAAUGGGAAUUUGUAUUUGGAUACGUUCUUAUUGUCUCAUUAUGCUCCCUUGUAAUCUUAUACUGGUUGCAGAUACCAGACAGAUUAGUAACGAAUUAUCCUCGAACAAAGAUUGUCACUACACUAUUUUUUCGCCUUGUUGGCAGCCUUUUAUUUGUGUACAGUAUGCGCCUACCCUCUAUUAG
Molecule: messenger RNA, 255 nt
Organism: Schistosoma intercalatum
Lineage: Eukaryota; Metazoa; Platyhelminthes; Trematoda; Strigeidida; Schistosomatidae
Source: the annotation of a GenBank genome assembly